This is a messenger RNA of Arachis ipaensis, 697 nucleotides long. The record is from RefSeq and is a predicted model, not a curated record. Lineage: Eukaryota; Viridiplantae; Streptophyta; Magnoliopsida; Fabales; Fabaceae.
AAGAAAAAAGGAGGCGAAUUGAAGUCAAAGUUGUCCAAGUGCAUAAAGUUACUUUAUCAGCAAUACCAAAGUUAUGAGGAAGCAAGUGAAACUGAUACGCAAGAUGUUUAAGUCAACAACAUUAAUACCGAUGUUCAUGACAUGGGUUUUUUUCUGCAAGCAACCGGUCGUAGAACAAAUACAAGAUCUGAACUUGAUAGAUAUUUACAAGAAGAAUGCGAGCCAUACUCGCAUAAGUUCGAUAUAUUAAACUGGUGGAAGGUCAACUCAACCCGAUUUCCAAUUCUUGGAAAUAUGGCUCGCGAGGUUUUGACUAUACCUGUUUCUGCAUUUAGUACUGGAGGAAGAGUCCUCGAUCCAUACCGCAGUUCCUUAACACCUAGAAUGGUAGAGGCUUUAGUCUGCACAGGAGAUUGGCUUAAGGAAGAUCUUUUCUCUGCUUUAGAUGAUGAUGGUGAAGUUCUUCAACAAGUUGAUCAAGAUAUAUUUUCCUCUAAUGAUGGUGCUUGUUCUAUGGCAGCAUCAAUUGAUAAUCUUGAUGAUGACUAGGUAUGAUUAGCAUUCACAUUUAGUUUAAUACUUUCAUUUAAAGAUUUGUCUCAAAAUGACAAAGGUAUAUUUUGUUAUUUGCAUAUAUAUUUUUCUCAAAAGUUGUGGUUGUUUGAUGAUUUUGUUGGCAACUUGACAUCUUUUGAUA